Molecule: messenger RNA, 669 nt
Organism: Aureococcus anophagefferens
Lineage: Eukaryota; Pelagophyceae; Pelagomonadales; Pelagomonadaceae
Exons: 2
Molecular function (GO): catalytic activity
Source: RefSeq, a predicted model, not a curated record
CUGCUGGCGCCCGUCGAGCGGCCGCCCUACGUGCUCGGCAUCGGGCUGAACUACUGGGGGCACAUCAACAGCACGAACAUGAGCGCGCCGAAGACGCCCCAGGUCUUCUUCAAGGGCUCCAACUCCUACGCGCACCCCGGCGACGUCGUCGAGAUCCCGGCGUUCUCGACGCGGCCGGACUACGAGGGCGAGCUCGGCUUCGUCUUCAAGGCCGACUGCAAGGACGUCGCCGAGGCCGACGCGGUCGAGCGGUGCGUCCUGGGCUACACGGCGUGCGACGACGUGUCGGCGCGGUGCUACCAGAUCGACGACGGCGAGAGCUGCCCGGGCAACGGCGGCCAGUGGUCCUUCUCCAAGUCCCUCGACACGCACGCGCCCCUCGGGCCGUCGCUCCUCUCCGCGGCGGCCCUCGGCGACGGCGGCGGGCUCCGGCUGACGACGAGGGUCAACGGCGAGCUCCGCCAGAACACGUCGACGUCGGACCUCAUCUUCGGCGUGCCCAAGAUCGUCGCCUUCAUCACGCAGGGCACGACGAUCCCCGAGGGCACGGUGGUCUGCACGGGCACGCCCGACGGCGUCGGCGUCACCAUGCACCCGCCCGCGUUCCUCCAGGACGGCGACGUCGUCGAGGUGGCCCUCAGCAAGAUCGGCACGCUCCGCAACCCCGUC